Molecule: messenger RNA, 9318 nt
Organism: Calidris pugnax (ruff)
Lineage: Eukaryota; Metazoa; Chordata; Aves; Charadriiformes; Scolopacidae
Gene: DIPK1C
Product: family with sequence similarity 69 member C
Exons: 4
Coding region: 5-1246 (413 amino acids)
Source: RefSeq, a predicted model, not a curated record
CACGAUGAGGGGCAUCCCCAGCUUCAAGCGGCUGCGGCUCAAAAUCUGGCGGCGCUGCACCCUGCUGCUCCUCCUCCUCUGGGCUGCCUGCUGGAUGCUGGUGAGCGCCUUGCUCUUCCUCCUCCACAGGAGCGUCUUCUCCGAGCGCUGCACCGACGAGAAAAGCCACCGGAUCCUGGCCAGGCUGUGUCUUGACUACAGCAGCGGAACCCUGACUGGUGACCUCUGUGAAGACCUGUGUGUGGCACAGAAGUUGGUGUACAAACACUGCCUUUACUAUGACAGAGGUAAGAAGGUCAUCCAGGCUGACUGGAGAGGUCAGCCCAUCAUCCUGAAAUCCAAAAAGGAAAUCUUCUCCAGCUACCAGCAUCUCGGUAUGCUAGAGGAGGUGGAAACACAGGAUAUUACUGAAACGGAGCUUUUGCUCAUGGUAGCCUUGGAGGUCAAAAAUGUCCUGGGGCUAGAACUGUCUAACAAUACCAUGGGACCCUUAUGGACAAGGAAGAAGGGACCAAGUUGGAAAGCACAGGUGGCCAGCAUGUGGUCCUUGCUCCAGCAGGAAGAAUAUAUCUACUUCAGUUUGCUGCAGGACUUCAGCAAACACGUACUACGAAUUAUUGGCUCUUGUGGACAUUUUUAUGCUGUGGAGUACCUCACAGCUGGACAUGCCUGGCACAAAACUCUUUUUCCCUUGGAAAAUGUGGUCGGUCCCUCCCUUGCUGGCCACAGAAGCAGAGUGAGAGCCAUCGUUGACAUUGCACUCAGCUUUCUGGACAUGGUGCAGCAUUUUGAUAAUGAUUUCUCUCACAGACUUCACCUAUGUGACAUCAAACCUGAAAACUUCGCUAUCAGGCACGAUCUCACGGUGGUGGCCAUUGAUGUGGAUAUGGCCUUUUUUGAACCCAAAAUGAGGGACAUCCUCGAACAGAACUGCACAGGAGACGAAGACUGUAAUUUUUUUGAUUGCUUUUCAAAAUGCAACCUGAAAAUCAGAAAAUGUGGAGCACAGAGAGCCAAUAACAACUUGCAAGUAAUUUGUGACAAAAUAUUCCGUCGCUGGUUUUCCCCAGAUCUCAGAGGAGCGUUGGUUCCCUUCCCCCUGCAGGCGCAGCUGCAGAAGGCAGUGCAGGAGUGCGCCGAGCCGGGGCACGUGGGCGCUGCUGGGCACCAGAGGACUCUGAAAUCUCUCUCCCAGUUAUACCACCUGCUUCGGGUCACGCAGCGAGAGCUGCAAAGGGCAGGGUAGACACAAAGGGCAGGACUGCAGAGGCCACAUCCCAGACGCUGCUAAGGGAUGCCGUGUGUGAGGCAGCCUGUGCUUGCUUUCUCUCCCCUCCCUCCCACCCAUUAUAUUACAUUUACAGCGCAGAGAUUGUUUUUCUUCCAUGCAAAUGGAAUUCAUGGCUGCAGGUGCAGCACGUCCUGUUAAUAUCCUUUCAAGUGUGAAAUUGUUUUACAUUACCUGGAUUCUCUUCUUGCUUAUUUUCCUGAGCUGGUGCCAGCCCUCUCCAUCAGCAUUCAGGACACCGUUUUCUUACCAAGAGCCGUAGUCGCUGCUCAGCAUCUGUCAGAGAGCUGUGGUCAGACUGAGGAUGGAUCUACAUACGGAUGGUGCUUUGGAAAAGAAAAGAAACGUGUAAAUAUAGUAAAGUUAACAUCAAGAAUUAAAAAUGGGUGGGUGUGCAUGGUUUUUGUUUUAACUUCUCCAUAGAAUGAGAUAUUUUUUAAAGUAGGGACAGAGUGUUCUGUGUGAAAAGCCAACCUCAAACAGGGAAAUGGAUUGCCACGGGAGCGACAAGCUGCUUUUGUAGAGAGUAGUCCUUUCUGAUGUCCCCAAAUGCAUUUUCUCUGGUGUGUUGCAUUACCUGUACCGUAGCUAACUACAUAACUAACAGAGAAAGUAUAUGAAGGUACUUAGGACUUUUCUAGAGCAAAAUAAUUAUACCCUUGUUGAGUUCCCAUGUGGGUACUCAUAUUCUGCAGUGGAGAGGUAUGAAUAAUGCCACUGAAUUUUCCCAUGUGAACAAGCCCUCAGGCACUUGAACAUCAGAGCACUUGAUAAGAAGCGAUUCUUUGCCAGAGAACAGAUUUCCCCAGGAAUGCCAACAAUCUGUCCUUUGCACUGAACAGAGCAAUAUCCAGACCCGGAGUUUUCUUACAUGGUAUAUUUUAACGAACAAAAUGAAAAUUUUAAUAAGAAUUCAUUAUCUUGUAAUCAGUUACACGAAUAAAGAUCCGUAGGCGAUUAACUUAAAAUCAUUCACUUUGCCUUUCAAACGUGUAGCAGUGGCUGCAGAAUCUUAACACAGGGGUUCAGAAGACAUUGCAUGUAUUUAGGCCCAAUACUGGCCAAUAUACCCAUGAGCUGGUUUUUGGCAUGAAGACAUUAAAAACUGCACAAAAGAAAAACCCCAACAGCCUGUGACAGCCCUCAGCUCGGGAAGGCUCUUUAAUAUUAAGAUUGACAAUCCUGGUUUGUGGAUAUGAAACACAUAACAGGACCUGAUCUUUUAUACCCCUCAGCCUUAUCACAGCCCUGAAGUCUGUUAGCACUAAUUAUACUUAAACUUUCAAUUUCUGGGGUGAUUCUUUAAAAAGUGAUGUUAAAGUCUGCCUGUGACUAGAAACAUGAGAUGCUUCUGAGACCUUGACAGUUACCCAAAACUAGCUGAAAUUUUCAGAUUGAUGCUAUUUUUUUUUAAUUUCUUGCAAAACCCACCACAAUUUUAGGAAUCACUCAAGCCUUCAAGAAGCUCAGAGGAAGGGCAAGGUCGGCUGCCUUGCCUGGGGCUGUACUGAAGACAAGCUGCUGCUAAACCAGAGCUCCUGACUGGUAAAGUUGUGCUCAAUCCAUGCUUCUCCUCUAACCAGGGAGCCAGGCAAUGUUUCAAUGCUUUAAGAUCAUCCUUUGCAAAAGCAGGAAGGUGAAGGAGAAUAAGAAGAAACCCAAACUCCAGAACAAGACCUGUUACAAUGUUGUGAAAUUAAUAGAGGACAAAAUAAUUAAGGAUAGAAUCAGAUUAUGGUAAAGAGUUGGGGGCCGAUAAAGUAUCAGGUAGAGUGAAGACGGAGAAGAAGGGAUGAAGGAAAAAUAGGAAAAUUAAGUAAAAAAUAUGGCCCAUUUUGUGAAAAAUUGACUUGUGAUGUAAGAUUGAAUUAACUGGCAUUUAGUGUGAGGAAGAGACUAAAGAGAGGCACAGUAACACUCUUCAGAAGCAGUAAGUGGCUGAUAAAAAGAAAAUAAGAGUGAACUGCCUGUCCAGAUUUCCUUAGUGGAUGUGAGCUUGAACUGUAGCAAGGAAAAUUCAAGUUAGACGUUUGUUACAGGCUUUCUAAUAGUAAGGAACGGUGGAGCUAUGGAACAGAUCAUUUGAGAAAACUUUAGUCUGCCUAAGUCAUGACUUUUAACUACAGGCAAGAGUGAGUGCCUGUCAGGAAUGAUGUACAUGCAGUUACAUGGAUGAACCUGCCUUGAAGUAGCCUUUUAUCCCCAGUCCUGUGAUUCUGUUAUUACCAGCUUAUGUCUGUGCUUUUGCCACUCCCUCACAACAAAACCCACCCUUCUGAGACACAGAGAUUGGUAACUCUCCUUCACCUUAUUUGCGCAAAUCCGUGGGGUCCCCCGGGAAGGGAAGGCACAGAGAUCUCCAACUGCACAAGUGAUGUGACAGAGCCUGGUGGUAUGAUCAGGGUUUGCAUGUUCCCUACAUGAUGCCCCCACUGAAGGCACUGAUCUUUGCUGGGUCAGGAGCAACUCAGUAUAUAUAACCCUAAACACUUUGGGAAAUCCUGAAGUUCUUAUAUAUUAUCGCUUUCCUUUUUCCCUGGUGUGAUUAAUUCUUUACUCCUUCCCAAGCCCAGAGGGUACCAUCAUGGAAAGGCCAGCACCAAGCAGAGACUUGGUGCUUUGCAGCAGUGUAUGCUCCACCACGGCAGGGUCCCCCUUCCCAGUUUCAGGUUUGCAUUUCAAACGGUAAGGUUAAAUUUCUGUCAGAUGUGAUGUUUCUGUUUUAAAACAGGUGGGAAAAAAGAUAGUGAAAUGAAAGCCAGUGGCAGCCAAAUGUGGCUGGAACGUCACUCUGCUCAGAAUGUCCUUCUCCUUGGCAGGAGUUAGGAAGGGAAGCUGCCUUUGACAGAUUUCUCCAAACCUCGAGGGCCUGGCUGCAGCCACCUCCACCUGGCAGGGAGCUCCUUCCCCCACACCACACACUUUCCCAGGUCAUUAGGUUUCACUUCUUCUUUUCAGGAUACAGAGAAUAGUCCUCAGAAACCUCUCAAGAGCGACACAAAUGGGUUAUUUGUACUUGGCUGGGCUGUGAGAUUGCAUAUCACUGAUGCAGCCAGCAGUCUGGCUUUGGUACACCUUCACCGGUGAGCACAAAGACAAGGAGAGUCUGACAGGCUGCGUGAACACAGGGCUUCUUUCUUCACUGCCCCUCAUGCACCUGGUGAAGUCACUAAAACCUGGGAAAUGUGAGAAAAAACACUACCAGUGAAGCAAGCGAAAUAUUUCAACCAACUUAGCACAGGUACCAAUGACCAAAACAGGAAUAAAACAGCAGUCAUGCCUUUAUCUCCUUGGGACAGAAAGAAAAGAAAAUGAAGACACUGAUUUAGUUGCCACUUAAAGGAGGCAAGUGCAUAACGCAGUCAUUUGAGACUAUAUCAUUUUACACCCAUGUUUUAUGGCAGAAGUGUCUAUAGAGGUGUGUGAAGAGCAGAAGCAGGCUCCCAUGGCCCGGUGCUCCCUUCCGACAAAGCCCUUUUCAUACCAUCUUGGCAGGGCUGCCCACCAAAAAUAGCCCUGGCAUCAAGAGGCACCCGGCUGGCUCCUUCUUCAGAGGGCACGGGCAGGUCAGGUGGGUGUUGAAGGAGAGCCCUGUGUGCUGUCAAACCAGGGCUGUUGGCACCCUUUGUGGCAAUGCCACAGCUAGCAGGGAUCAGUGGGAUAUUCUGCUGUGAAGCAUUCCUGGGCUUUGCUCAGAAGACGAAAAGUUGUCCAGGAUGAUUAUCAUGCUCCGCAAGAGUCUAACUACAAGAAACACGACACCCAACCCCUCAGUUUAAAAUGCCUUUAAGUCAGUUUUGAAAUGUCUAACAUACUCAGUUUUGACAGUUUCUGUACAGAAAAAUCUGCAAGCCAUUUUCUCAAUUUUAGUUAAUUCAUACUGAAAAGGUAUGCAGAGUAAAAAGGAGAAGAUUGAAACCAAAAUUUAAAAGCCAAUGUUUUGCCUCAGUGAAGCUUGUUAGUGUCCUCAACACUUUCUGGUGCUUACUUUUCAUCCUGAUUAAGAUGCAAAAUUUUAUGAAAACUCAAAAUCUUCUGCAGAGAUUUUUUCACCUAGCCCCACUGGUCAGACCCAGAAAAGAGGAGGUCCACCUACAGUUUUUGAAGUCACCUUUGCUUCCCACUUCAUUUUCUGCGUGCUGGUUGUGCUGUUAACAUGGGCUGCAAUGGUUUCUGCUUGGUUUCUCUCACUCAGGUAUCUCCAAAGCUCCUGCCUACUGACGCCCCUGAUUGGUGUUUAGCUCACCGCAGCUUUGUGAAAUCCUAGACUACGUAAGAUUCUUCACACUGUUCAUCCCCACCACAUAAAAAGAUGAUGCCUCUUACACAGGUUCAAUAAUAGCGUUUGGCUGCAUUGGGAAUGGCCACUGAAUCCAAUAAGGCCGUUCCUGUUUAAUUGAUCUCAGCCCCAUCUCUUUGCUUGGUCAGUCUGUUCCUGAAUCCUUUUCACUCUAUAAAAGUGGCACUACCUCUUGAUUCAUUUCUACCUCUUGCUGCAUUAGUGCCUUGCUCAGCAACGUUCUGCCCAUAUUUAUGGCUCUCGUGAAACAGGAAUGGCAUUAAGUCAUUGUUUAUUCCUUCUUUGCAUCUCCGUUAGCAGCAUGUGCUUCAGCUCUGCAAUAAUCUAAAUACACUGUCUGUUCCCACAUUUUACAAGAGGUGAGUCCAGUUGGAAGUCUACUUCAUAAUCUUUAGGAAAGAAAAAUUCAAUCCUUUCCUCAAGAUUUUCACAGAACAUCUACAUUUUGAAUGCAGAUUUUUCUCCAAUUGGCAUUGUAUGCUCCGCAAAAACAUCUGCAAGCAAUAGUCCCUGCACUAGGGUGAUGUGAAACAGCACAACUCCUUGCCCCAAAGGAUUUACGUGGUCUCCCUUGUGUUUUGAGGUUGACUUCAUAGUGACGAACCCAGAACAACAGGUCAUUGCUAUAACCACAGCUUUUCAUAUAGAGACUACUAAUCUGUAGUGUGAAUUCACAGACUCCCCCCUCCUCCGAGAGCAUUCAGAUACAUUGCUGGAGGCAGCACUAGAGAGAACAACAGAUAUUUGGGACUGGGGGAGAAGAGAGGGAAGGGUUUGUUUUAUUUUGAUUAGAAACAUUGGCUGAACAAAAUGAUUCCUACAGGUGAAAAAUAGGAUCACAAACUUGAAGGAGUUAGGGACUCCUCACUGAUUUUUUUUUUUAAUUUGUUAAAAAGUGGAAGCCCAACCUUUUAUGUAGGUUUUUUUUAAAAAAAAAAGAAAAAAAAAAGAAUUACAGAAGCUACAUAUCACGUUUCUCAUCUUUCAGCAGGACAUAUUGUUGUAUGUACUGGGCAGGAAGGUGAUAAAUUGCAGCUUUUAACGAGUAUCAGGCUGUAACAUCGGAGCCUUGCGGUUGUAAUAUCAGUUUACACAUCUGGACAACCAACUGUAAAAAACCCCCAUAAUCAGUAUCAGUGGAAGCACACAAUCAGAUUACCCAUUUUGGCAGAAGCUCUCAGAAACCUAGUACAAAUGAAGGAUGAAAUCCCUCUGUGGGGGCUGACCUGCAGUGAGUCCAAGCAGUAAGUGGAGUCGCUCUGCAGGAGCCUCAGUGGCUGCCACUUUCCUGGAUCGUCCCCAGUGAAACCAGGAGAAAGGCUGCUGGGCUUUCAGUAGCAGAAAAAGGCAGUAACUCAGAAAGAGGGUAAGAAGAGUUGCUUGGAAGAAUGAAAAUCCAGGACAACUGAACUUGGAAUUGAAGUUAAUAAGAGACAUCGUACUGAAAAAUCAGAGAACAUCAAUAAAUCCCACACACUUUUAUCACAAUUCCUAAAAAAAAAUAAAUUAAAAAAACACCAAAAAAUAAAACCAGCAGCACAGGGGAUAUAGUGCAGGUAUCUCCAAAGCCAUUUGUUGUAUGUGUCUAAGGAUCUGUCAAGUAGACUGUACAGCUCUAUAAUGAUGCCUGCAGCCUAAAAGCUAGACAGAAUAAAAUAAUUUAGCAAAAGCUUUUAGAACUACUAUUUACAUAAAUGCAGAAAACUGCCCUAAUUAGUAACAGCCUAUGUCAGCCAAAAAAGGAAGAAAGCAGUGCUUUCCUCAAUAAAAGUGCUAAUAUGUCUAUAAGUUAAAAAGUAUGGUAAAAUGCUGAAAUCCCUGAAAAACUAUGAUCCGUAAUCCUGUGGUUUGUUUAAAGUUUUGACCCUGCAGUCUUGGGCCCAUAUGCAGCAGAGCGAUGGCUCAGCCCUUUUAAACUCCAUGAAUAUUGGUGCCUUCUGCAAUAUAUUUUGGAGAUCCUUUUUUUUUUUUUCUGUAAACUGGAGAGCCUUUUCCUUACACUACAAAUGUAAGGAUGUGUGUAUGAACCAGCGCAUAAUCACUUCCAAGAGCAUCAGCUGCUAGUGCUUUCAAGAUACAUGUAAUCCAAAGUGGAGACUGUUGUGAAUACCUCUCAUUUUCCCUUGCUACUUCCUUAGCGGUCUGCUUGUAGCUAGUUAGAAAGAGAAACCCCCAUCCUGCUUAAAUUGGUUAUAAUCACUCCAAGAUUCAUGCUACAGCAGGAAAAGACCAAGUUCAGGAUGGGUUCAUUCUCUUAAAGGUACGACAUGCAAAGCUGCAAGAAAGAGCAGAGGUUUUUUUGUUUCUAAAGAAGAGGUUCUCUGGCUAAAUGUACGUAACUGAAAAAACCAGAUGUUUCAGCCAAUAUCUUAUGUACAUUUAUGAGUUAACAUUUGCCUGCAUUUGCACAAUUUAAAGCCCUCUGCUUUUUUCCCAUUCAAAGAAAAUUAAAAAACUGAACGUGUUUACUACUCCAAAUUUCACAGAUAUGCUAAUUCCUUCCUUUCCAUCUCUAUGUUGGACAUUUCAGGUUGUAUCAUUGUCCUUAGGAAAUGGAUUUUUCCAUUAUCCCAAGAAAGUAAAUAUCUGUAAAAAUACAGUAUCAAAUUUUUCUCUUCUUCAGGGGUUAUUAAGCACCAUUCUAAUCUUGCAGAGAGUUAUCAGUGGCUAAAUAUUUAUUGCUGAAAUGAGGUCUUGAUUAAUGGACUCAGUGUCUAACAAUAACUAAAUAAAUAUCCAUGUAAUUACUCCAGUGAAUUUUGCUUUUAAUGUAAUGAUACCAGUAUUAUUCUAUCUGACUCUAGAUAUGUACAUGUACAAGUAAGUGCUUUGCCAAUGUUAUGUUCAGAUAUGCUUUCACAUGGAUUGAGACUACAACCGACUCCUGGCAAAACUGUGUAUCCAGACUGGAACACAGAGGAACAAGAAAUAACCUUUACAAAUGUACAACCACGAUCUUUCUUUUAGUCAUCAUAUUCAAUUUUGGAGUAAAGGCAGGGUGUGUGCACACAGAUACUCAUGAAGCUCUUUGUUGAACUCUAAGUUCAUGUAACAAAUGCUCACUGAAUAGUCUAUAAAUGGCUGGCAUUUUUAUUUUUCUUAUUAUAUUCUAUAUAAGUUGGGAAAAUGCAGAGUAAUUAGCAAUAUGAAUGAGCACCACAGAAUGUAUGGAAGUAAUGAAAAAUUAAUGGAAUGCUUAAUCUAAUUCUGCAUUUUUACUCACUGAGCUUUCUUAAGUGAUUAAAGAGUUAAAUUUGUUGGAUCAGAUUCUUGUCUCCAACUCUUAGAAAAUAUCAGAGGAACAGUAUUAUAUUAGCCAAAGCAAUAUCGCUGAAGAGUCAUUAGAUAAUGCAAGUAUACUGCAUGAAUUUCCAUUGCCAUUUCAUUAGAUAUCUCUCAAAAGCGAAGAAAUGAAGCCAAGAGCCGGCCAGAACAGUGCUAAGCACUACUGAAAUGCCUGCAAAUGGACUCUACAUUAAAUAGCAGGGGUAGAUCUUAAGUCCUACUUAAUUCUUUUUGCAUUUUUUUUUCCCUUGUAUAAGUUCUUACAGGAAUUCACAUGUGAUACUAGCAUGUUUUAAGGCUCAACUUGGAUUUUACACCAGCAUAACUCACUGGCAUCUUGGUGUGUGCCCUUGCCCUUGAUUCAUGUCAGUGGGGAGCUCCUCACAUUUUAAAUGGGCAGAGGUAGGAGUAAUAGGAGCAAUACGCUCAUUUAAUAAAUGUAAGA